Paralichthys olivaceus (Japanese flounder) is the source of this 8959-nucleotide messenger RNA. NCBI's taxonomy places the organism in Eukaryota, Metazoa, Chordata, Actinopteri, Pleuronectiformes, Paralichthyidae. The record is from RefSeq and is a predicted model, not a curated record.
GCACCAGCCAGUGACUCUGUUCUGCAGGAAUUUGCCAACCUUCUGUCCUCUCAGCUUGGAAUACUUGAGUGGUGUAAAAACAACAACCCAGGUAUUUCCAUGGAGGCAUUGCUGACACAGCUCCACACCCUGGACAAUCAUUCAGCUCUCUAUAUUCUGCAUACUCUGACUCCUUUGCCUCAGUUUGAGGAGCGCAGGAUACUGGAUCUGCUGCAGCAGCUGCCAAAUCCACCAGGACCAGACGACACUGAGGCCAUCACGACUGUCAGCCCUGGUGCACAGAGGAACAUAGUUUUGUUUCAGGGGUUCUGUGCCAUGAAAUACGCCAUCUAUGCUCUUUGUGUCAACGCACAUAAAUACUCAAACUGCUCCGAGUGUGAGUCCACGCAUCAGCAGCCCACUGAAGCAGAAACAGACCAUAAUCAAACCUCUUCCUCAGAGGGUUUCCCUCUGCAGUUCCAGCACUACCUGUCAGAAUGUCAGCUCUAUCUGGAGGCCGUUCCAGCCAUGUUCCGCCUGGAGCUCCUGGAGAACAUCUUCUCCCUCCUCUUCCUGUCCACCGCUGACUUUAUGCAGCAGAUUCAAAAAGACACAAACUUGACUGCCAAUCAGGAGUGUUCAUCAGACACAAGAAACAAUAAUGUAGAAUCAGGAGCCAAGGCAAAGACAGAUGAGACUGAUAACUGCAGGAAAGAGCACCAGCAGCCGCGUGCAAGUUCACCAACAACAUCCCACCGUAGUCACCUGGACCUGGGACACUUCAUCCAGGGCUGCAGGGGUUUUGUGGUGGAUGUUGCAGCCAUGGAGGGUUUCCUGAAGCUCCUGAAAGAAGGCCUGGAGGGCAUAUGUGUGGUGGGUCCGCAGGAGGGGCAGGAGGGGGGAAGAGCCCUGCCUCGAGAGGCUGAGGCGGCGGAGAGCCUUGGCUGCUCAGUGACGGCGGAGACAUUCGGGGCUCGUCUGCAGAGGUUGUCCAAACGUACUGCAGAGGCUCAGUGGAGGCUGCAGAUCAUCACCAGCAACCAGGGCUGGGAAAAAGGCUCAGAGAGCCACCUCCACAUGUCAACGCCCGGCUCUGCUGAGACUUCUUUGAAACACAGUAAGAGCUCCAGUCUGAGGAGAAGGAAGAGACCAGGGAGGCGCGUUGCAGAGAGACAAACCUCCAUAGAGAAACACAACGGAGAAGUUAGCACCAGUGCAUCAGACGGGGGCGGAGGGACAGUGACAGCUUGUGUAGAAUUGGAGGUUUGUCCUUGCGGUGGUCCCCACAGCUGGCUGGUCCCUGCCAUGUUGUCCCCUCCAGAGUCUCUGCUAAUGUCCUGCAUCCGCCGAGGAAACUUCAUGGAAGCACGUCAGGUGUCUCUGGUGUUUGAUCUGGGGGCAUCUCCCUGUUGUGGCGAGCUGAUGUUCAUGGAGCGCUACAAAGAAGUUCUGGUGGAGUUGGGGCGGGUGGAGCAGAAGAUGGAUAACCAGCCUAUGUCAUCGUCAUCGUCCUCCUCGGAGGGGCUGGGGUCGGCAGCUGUGUCCGGCACAGGGAGGGCUCGGCUGGGCAGCAGCGGCCGGUCGACGCUGCAGGCCAUCGGAAGUGCUGCUGCUGCAGGUGUGGCUUUCUACUCCAUCUCGGACAUAGCAGACCGUCUCCUCAGUUCCCCCGCCCACCCGAUGCCAUCGCUGGAGGAAGACUACUGGCUGAGCUGCUGCUCUUCAGACCCGUCUGGCCUCCUUACCACGCUCCUGGAGGAGCUGAGCCCAGCGGCCAUGGCGGCCUUCGACCUGGCCUGCUGCCACUGUCAGCUUUGGAAGACGUCCCGGCAGCUGCUGGACACAGCAGAGCGCAGGCUCAACAACAGCCUGGAGACUCGAGGAGUAAGAAUUGACCCGAAAGUUCCUCAUUCUGAGGGGAUCUGUGGAUUUCCAAUGGUGUUACAACAGAUCAGCAAGAUCCUCAGUCACUUUGCAACAAAUAAGGGCUCUGUCAAAACAGAAGCUGUUAUGGAGGACCAAGUGUUUGCCAGCCCGUUCGGCUGCUGCAUUCAGGAAGUGCUCCUGUGUUGCCACCCAACCCUGAUGGAGGAGAGCAUCGCUGCUCGACUCAGUCUGGCUCAACGCUUGGAGACCACCCUGCACGUUCUGAGCACCGCCACAGAUAAUACAGAGGGCAUCGUGGGCAGCGCUCUUCUGGCGCUGUUAGUAGAGCAGGCCAGUCUGAAGCAGGCGGAGCUCGACGUUCACCCUGUCCGCACCAACAUGAAACUGCUGCUUUGUUCCCUGGACCAGCUCUGCCCCUUUGAGCCGGAUGGAGACCUCGCCAGACCAGAUUAUGUUCGCAGUUUCCUUGACUACGUCAACACGUUAGCAUCCGUGCUGGUGCGCAGCCUCGCUUCAGAAGACCAAAGUGGUGAAGUGAAGCUUGGGAAUCCACUGCUGGUGUUGCAUCAAGCCCCAUUUCAGCUCCUCUCCCACCUGCUAUUUGACAGACAGGUGUCUCCUGACAGAGUGCUGUCCCUGCUGCAGCAGGAAGGUCUGCGGCUGAGCGUCCAGCAGGUGAUUGUCCAGCGAUGCUGUGAGACUUUGCCCUUGUGGUUCUCUCGUCCAGCUGCUGAAACAGACUCUGAUCAAACCAAAAAAGAUGAUGGAGUGUUCAGCGUGGCCAGCUUGUCUGCCCUGCUCCAGCAGCAUGCUCAGGAGCACAAGACAACUCUGGGAAUCACAGAAACUCCUUCAGGCACUCACUCAGAUGCAAGCUCAGACUCUGAGGCCUCGGUGGAAGACCACUCUGCUACACCAACCAACCUCUCCACCUCACCUCCCUCUCAGUCAUCCUCCUCCUCCUCCUCCUCUUCCUCCUCUUCUUCAUCAAACUCAUUUCUCCUCACACCAUCGGCCCUAUCUUUCCUAAAGUCUCGCUCCCCCUUACUGGCCACGCUGGCGUGUCUGAGUGCAUGUAAAGGAGAAAACCCUCGGACACAAUCCUCCAGUUGGUCGGGAUAUUUUCGCAGCGGACGCAAGGAGGCCGUCCUGGAUGGCGAGCAGAUUUCUCGUGAAGCGGAUACUCUCCUGAAAAAUUUCCCUAUUCUCUGGGCCUAUCUUUACUCCAUGGCUGAACCAGUGCUGGGCGCCCUGUUGACUGAGGGAGAGGGAGGCUCUGCUGGACUCGGGGCGACGAUCUGUGGGAAACCUCUCGUCACUCUCCUGCUGUCUGGGCCACAGGAAGAAGUCACCCAGGCUGUGGCAGCUGAGGCCUUCCAGAAAGCUCUUUCCUCCAAAGACCUGCCCCGAGCUCUCAGCCUGCUGGAGCUGUAUGGGCAAGGUUGCAGCCAGGAGGGGGCGCUAAGAGACCAGCUACUUUCUUAUGCUGCUUUAGAGGAUGAGGUUGAAGGUACGGGUCAGCUGUUCCGCGUGCAGGAUGCGAACCUGCGAGCCCGUGUUGCCCUCCAGGCUCUGGAGCGAUGGCCUCUGUCGUCCUGCCUGGAGCUGCUCGACUUCUGCCUCAGUGACCUGAACACCGUGGCCUCGCUGAGAACGGACUUGGAGCUGAAGAAGAAAGAACUGGACAUCUACCGCUUGAUGUUGAAUUUACAACCUCGGUUGCCCUGGGCUACGUGGCAGGAGCUGAGGACUGAGUCGAAGACAAACCCUGAGUCCAUGUUGUCCCGAAUGCUGAAGGCAAAAGAGUUUGCUCUGUGUGCACAGUGGGUGGAGCUGUAUCCUGUGUCCGAGCAGCUGAGACUGCAGCUGAACACUGAGCACCUGCUUCAUCUGCUGGAGAAGGGACAGAGUGACGAAGCUUUUCAGUUACUCGAGGGCCUCUCUGAUUUCCUGGUCGGCCUGGAGAUUUGUGAGCGCGCUCUGGACCGCUGCCCCGGCCUGGCUGCCUGUCACUUCCUGGCUGACUAUCUCACCCUGCAUUUUCAGAGGCAGGUGUCUCCAUCGCGACGACAACACAUCCACGCUCUUCAUCUGGGCUCUAAGGUGUUACUGACUCUGCCCCCUGCAGCCAGGCACGACUAUUUCCCCCUGCUGUCCGAGCCUCUGCUGAUGCUGGAGCAGCUCCUGAUGAACCUGAAGGUGGACUGGGCAGACAUGGCAGUGAGAACCCUGCGGAGCCUCCUGGUUGGUCAGGAGGCGGGCUUCGGUGCCGAAGACAUCGAUAAGCUCCUGGCGGACUACGCCUCCAAGGCCCUCGACUUCUCCUGCGCCCCCAGAGAGCGGACCAGAUCCGACUCUGUGAUCAGCCUCCAGGACUCGCUGAUGCAGUGUCCUGCUCAAGACAGCUGCUCCUUAUCGUCCAGUCAAAUCGAAUCUCCAACGCCCUCCACAAGCAGCACUCCUACGCACAACUCCUCCUCGAACAGCACGGACAAGGAGAGGGAUCGAAGCUCAGCAGGGAGGAAACGUCGCUCGCCUGCCAAGUUCCAGCCUCCGGACCAACCCCCCGGCCGUAAAGACUGGGUCCCUGACAUCCAACAGCAUGUGUGCAUGGUCUGCCUCCGAGAGAGGUUCACCAUGUUCAACAGGCGGCAUCAUUGUCGGAGAUGUGGCCGUCUGGUUUGUCACGCGUGUUCUGAGCGUAAGAUGCUUGUAGAGGGAUGUCCAGGAGAAGAAGUCAGAGUCUGUGACCAGUGCUACACCUACUUUCACCCAGAAUCUGAUGAUGAGCUGGAACCAGCUGAAGUGGCUGGUUGCCCCGUGGUGACAGAGGAAGCCUUAGAUGGGAUGAUGCAUCUGCCCGAAGUGAUCCAGCAACAGAUCCAACUCAGCACAAACCCUGCAGAGAACCAGCUGCUGCGGAGCGAGUUCUACUACGAACAGGCUCCCAGUGCAUACCUCUGCGUGGCCAUAUUGUCUCUGCACAGUGACCAAACAGCGUGUGGACACCAGCUCAUCGUCCACUGCCGCUCUCUGUCCUGUAAGCUGACCAACCAGGAGGUGGACGCCUGCCUCCUCACCGACAUCAUGCGGCAGCUGCUCUUCAGCGCCAAGCUGAUGUUUGUCAAGGUCGGCCGCAGCCAGGAUCUCGCCUUGUGUGACAGUUACAUCAGUAAAGUCGACGUGCUUAAGAUUCUCGUGGCGGCCAAUUACAAAUACGUUCCUUCUCUGGAUGACAUUUUGGAGAUGUCUGCUGUCACACGUCUUCGUAAUCAGCUGCUGGAGGCCGAGCACUACCAGCUAGCAGUGGAGGUGUCUACGAAGAGCGGCCUGGACCCUGGUGGCGUGUGGCAGGCAUGGGGGAUGGCCUCUCUGAAGGCAGGAAACCUCUCAGGGGCGAGGGAGAAGUUUUCCCGUUGCCUGAAAGCUCCAGUGGACAGAAACCAGCUCAGCAUGGGUCCUUUGCUGCUGCAGGAGAUCGUCCAGCACCUGGAGACCAUUGGACGAUCCACUGUGGCCACGUCGUCUGGCGAGGACAUCUUGGCUUCGCUGCAGGAGCUGGAGGACACUCUGAGCGACACGGGUCCUGUUGAGCGACCAGAGGGACAAACGCAGAGCAGCGACCUCAACCAGGAGUGUCUGUACUACCUGAACACAUAUGGCACUCAUCUGGCUCUCAUCAGCUUCUGGGUGCGUCAUGACUCCAUGACAGAGGCUCUGACGUACCUGCUCAACAAGGAUUGCCCAGAGGAGGUGUUUCUAGAGGGUGUGUUGCAGCCCAGCCUGGAGCGGGGGCGCCUUGGCACACUGCAGGGGAUACUAGAGAAACUGGACCCAGGCCUGGAGACAUGCAGCCGCUACCUCAUCGCCUCCUGCCAGUUCCUGCAGCGGCGGGGAUACUUUAACACUCUCUACCAGCUCCAACAGUUCAUGAUGGAUCAUGUACGUGCAGCCAUGACCUGUAUCCGAUUCUUCACACAUGGAGCCAGUUCAUACCUUCAGCUGGGAGAACAGCAGCGCUGGUUGGUCAGAGCCAAAGAGCACCUGAGGGCGUAUCUUCAGGAACAGCAAGGUCGGGGCGCUGGGAGGAGAAAAUCUCAGGUCAACUCAUUUAGGAAGAUGAUGUCGUCCAGUGACGUGUCCAGGCACAUGAACACAAUUGAGCUCCAGCUGGAAGUGACCAGAUUCCUCCAUCGCUGUGAGACUGCUGCUUCCUCCAAGACGCCACAGACCAGUACACCUACCUCCAAGUCCUCUGCAUCCGGUUCACCACCCACACUGUUUGGAGGAAGUCCAGUGAAGGUUGAGGUCGCCUGUAAGGUCAUGCUCGGAGGAAAAAACAUAGAGGAGGGGUUUGGCAUUGCUUACAGAGUCAUACAGGAUUUCCAGCUGGAGGCGCAGGCCGUCUACACGCGUGCCGGUCAGAGGCUCGUCAGACAGCGGCAGUAUGGAGCCGUGCGGCAGCUGUUCAAAUGUGUCAGCGAAUCAGGCACUGCCACCAAAAACGACUGCGACGCCCUCAUCCUCAGCUGUGUCUCCAUCGCAGAUAAGGGGCCGUCUGAUGCGAGAGAGCUGGAAAGUCUCAUUCUAGAAACCAAGAGCACAGAGAGCAAGAUCAAAGCUUACCUGCUGUGCGGUAAACUGCGACCAGCGUACCUGCUUGCUGUCAAGCUGGAGGCGAGCCGCGCGGGCCCGUUGGUCCAGGACGUCCUUCAGGCGGCUGAGGGAGCGCAGGACUCAGUGAUGCAGAAUAUCUGUCGCCAGUGGCUGUCUGAACAUCACAGCAAGUCAUCUCAGCAGCGCCAGGGCCGACCCUCGGCCAGGUAACGGCACAACGGGGGAAUACACCGAGCACUUAAACUCAAACACGGAGCACAAACGAGUGGAUUCAGGGUUUCUGACGUCGCACAGGUCUAUAGAUGUGCGGCUGAGGGAUUAGCCUGGAGAUCAAUAUGACUGCAGAUUAUAGUGGAUGAUGAUUGAAGCACCACCAGUUUAUUAAAACAUCAGAAAAUGAAAGAUUGAACCAUUUGAGAGAUCAUCUGUUAUGUGAUGAGAUCAUAGACAGUCUCCCACUUGUUCUUUGGCUCCAGGUGCCUCAUGCUAACACCAGCAUAAACUGCAUAGCUAGGAUUUAACCAAGUAUUAAGAGUUUCCUACAGUUUGAGCAUAAACCAGGCUUCUACAUUACCCAUUAUGCAACUUUACUGUCGACAGUUCAGGCACAGAUCUGUGUGUUAUGAUAACAGUGGAUAAUCUGCCCUGGUUGCUAGCCUCAGACGAGGAGUGGCCUGUCGGGAUCAGUCAGGACGGGUUUGAGCAGAAAUUUAAAAGAGUUCAUUUAGGUUCGGUGUUAGCUGGGCUGUCAUCUUGAUUGUUCAUGCUGCACAUGCCUGUAAUUAGAGUUAACAUACACAAACAGAAUUCUCUCAGGCUCAGUCGGGUUAAGACAGAAAAUUGCAGCCUGAGCUUCACUGUAAUGUGCAGGUGAACUCAAUGACCCUGUUACGUCUCUGUUAAAGACUCCUGUCCACGCCCAUCACUGAUACCAGGUGUGGUCAGAUUCAUCGAGAGCAGUGCAACACAGAUAUUCAUCCUGAAGCGGUCGGUUACUGUUUCAGUGGAAGCGUCCAGAGACCCUGAAGGUCGCUGUCUCUCUUUGUGUCGAACGAAUCACCAACGUGCUUUAUUUACAUUCUUGAAAUAUUUUUGCUGUUAUCUUUUGAUGUCAUCUGUACAGAACUUGAGAGGGAACAGUGUGAGUCACAACGACUGCAAUGUGAACCGGAACAGUUACGCAAUCCAAGCAUAUCUUUACAGUGAGACGAAGGUUUGUCUCCUACCUCAAUCUAAAGGGAAAAUGUCUUUGACUGACUGGAGGGUCUCUGACAGAUUCGUUACGUGAAGGUCUUUCUUCUCCCCAUUCCUAUUUCCUCACUGCAUCUGUGUGUGUUAAAGGUUUUUAAUUCAGGCGUAAAAAAAAGUGUUUAGAAAGAUGUGACAUCCGCCAAGAACUGUACAUGUGAAAAAUGAAGUCCUGUUUUUGUAAUCCUGAUGAGGCUGUUCACCUGUUUUACAUUGUCCAGCACCUUUUCUGUCCAGCUUUCAGUAAAUGUUCCCUUUUAACAAGGGAAAUCAAACAGUAUUUAAGGGCAUUUAAAAUGUUGUAACUGUAAAGAGUUUUAGGUUGGAUAUAGAAAGGGACCCGAUUAUAGAUCAGGUUAAUUCAUUAUCCAUAAAAAUCAUCUCUGUCGUGAUUCGUCCCGUCUCUGGAUGGAUCCUUUUUUACGUCUCCUCUUAUGUCGUCGUGUGUUUUGCUUGUGAUUACUCAGUGUUUUAAAUUCAGGCUUUGUUCUCAUGUGAGACACAAAUUCAUCCUGAACAAGUCGUAAUAAAUAACUUAUUAAUUUAUAGAUCAUGAGUCGAAUAAGGAAAACUAAAAAGGGAUCUAACUGUGGUCAUGUGAGGUCUGACGUGUGUAUUGUUGUUUGUCCUGCUUUUCCGUGAAAACCUUGAACGGGAAAGUGUAGCGCCAUAAAUUUUAUCUUUUAAUUCACUCACACGACAAUCACCCAUAUCGCUGAAGCUGCCUUGUGAAGAAUGUUUAUUUCAGAGACGUUCUGAUCUCACGGUCAGGAAGUACAUCUUCAUUUCAGAGGAGAUACUGUGGUCGCUCUUUGCCUUGAGUCCCUGUGCUGCACUAGUCUGAAGACUGACGCCGACAGCUCUUCCUGCGAGGGCGAGUGAUGAUUGGCGAGAGAUAAAAAAGAAACCAGUCUAGGCUUUUGAGAUUUACGACAUUCUUGCACUCAAAUCUUCCUUAACUUGGACUGUUGUCUCAUCACUGCCGCACUUUAUAUUAGUGAGUUAAAAAAAUGAACUUCUUUGGGGGGAAAAAGUGAAAAUAUUUAAUAAAGUCACUGGUUCAAUGAUGCAGGAAGUCCUGGUUUUUGAAAUGUAUUUGAUUUUGCCAUCCCUUGUAAAAUAAAAAAAAUUAAACAAUAAAAAGAAAUGUAAAAAGAUGGGGUGAUGAGCGUGAUGCUGCCCAGCUUCUUAAAAUUUAAAGAAAAGUAAAUCAUUUUGGAAAUUCCAG